GUUAGGAAUGGGUCUCCAUCCCAUCUCGGGACACUUCAUUGCAGAACAUUACAUGUUCCUCAAAGGCCAUGAGACCUACUCUUAUUACGGAUCCCUGAACCUGCUGACUUUCAACGUCGGGUACCACAACGAGCACCAUGACUUCCCUAGCAUCCCAGGACGCCGACUGCCCAUGGUGAAGGAGAUCGCAGCGGAGUACUACACAGGCCUGCCGUGCUACACGUCGUGGGUGAAGGUCCUCUAUGACUUUAUCAUGGACGAUGAACUGAGCCCGUACUCGCGUGUGAAGAGACGGCUGACCGGAGACGUCAAGCAGGAGUGACCGCAGACCGCCUUACCCUUCGCCUGCUGGAGAGCCAGCCGUCUGUGACACAAAGGACAUUUCCAUCUAUCUUUUUGGCUUUUAGCAAGUGUGCUGACGAAUUUUAAUUGUGAACCAAAAGGUUUGAGCUCCUCUGUUGCACAUGGUCUGAAGAUCCAGAUGCUUUUAUUAUAGUUGAAUGGAACUGUCAUGUUUUGCAUCUGAACGCUGAUGUUUCUAGCUCGUUAUACAGUAGAGAUUGGAUUGACCAGGUCAG
Messenger RNA from Sinocyclocheilus grahami, 578 nucleotides. Its product is annotated as sphingolipid delta(4)-desaturase DES1-like. Gene Ontology annotation, molecular function: sphingolipid delta-4 desaturase activity. The transcript is spliced from 2 exons. The coding region runs from base 8 to 322 and encodes 104 amino acids. Gene Ontology annotation, biological process: ceramide biosynthetic process. The record is from RefSeq and is a predicted model, not a curated record. NCBI's taxonomy places the organism in Eukaryota, Metazoa, Chordata, Actinopteri, Cypriniformes, Cyprinidae.